Molecule: messenger RNA, 372 nt
Organism: Lasiodiplodia theobromae
Lineage: Eukaryota; Fungi; Ascomycota; Dothideomycetes; Botryosphaeriales; Botryosphaeriaceae
Product: 60s ribosomal protein l31
Exons: 3
Coding region: 1-372 (123 amino acids)
Biological process (GO): cytoplasmic translation
Cellular component (GO): ribosome; cytosolic large ribosomal subunit
Molecular function (GO): structural constituent of ribosome
Source: RefSeq, a predicted model, not a curated record
AUGUCCACCAAGACCAAGACCGCUGGCAAGCAGCGCAGCGCCAUCGCCGACGUCGUCGCGCGCGAGUACACCAUCCACCUCCACAAGCGUGUCCACGGUGUCUCCUUCAAGAAGAGGGCUCCCCGCGCCAUCAAGGAGAUCCGCGCUUUCGCUCAGAAGGCUAUGGGCACCUCCGACGUCCGCCUCGACCCCCAGCUGAACAAGAAGGUUUGGGAGGCCGGCAUCAAGGGCGUCCCGUUCCGUCUCCGCGUCCGCAUCAGCCGCAAGCGUAACGACGAGGAGGGCGCCAAGGAGAAGCUGUACUCGUACGUCCAGGCCGUCAACGUCAAGAACCCCAAGGGUCUCAACACCACCGUCGUCGAGGACGCUUAG